This is a messenger RNA of Nicotiana tabacum (common tobacco), 522 nucleotides long. The record is from RefSeq and is a predicted model, not a curated record. NCBI's taxonomy places the organism in Eukaryota, Viridiplantae, Streptophyta, Magnoliopsida, Solanales, Solanaceae.
AUGGUUAGUGCUUCUCGUAAGGAUUGGUUUGUAAAGUUGGAAGAAGCUCUAUGGGCGUACAGAACUGCAUUCAAAACAACCAUAGGGACUUCACUAUUCAAACUAGUGUAUGAAAAAUUGUGCCACCUACCUGUUGAGAUAGAACAUAAAGCUUAUUGGGAAAUUAAGAUGCUUAAUCUUGAUCUUAGUCUUGCAGGUGAAUAUAGGUUGGCACAGAUGAAUGUAUUGGAGGAGUUUAGACUGGAUGCAUAUGAAAAUGUGCGGAUUUUCAAGGAAAAGACUAAAAGGUGGCAUGAUCAUCUGAUUAAGUCAAAGGAGUUUCAUGAAAGGGACAGAGUCUUACUGUACAAUAGUAGACUCAGAUUGUUCCCCGAAAAAUUUAAGUCUAGAUGGACGGUACCGUAUGUGGUGAAACAUGUAUCACCAUAUGGGGCAACUGAGAUUCAGAACAUUGACGGAACACAGAGCUUCAAAGUGAGUGGGCACAGGCUAAAACCGUAUCUUGCUGGAGGAUUUGCUUAG